AUCUUCUUCGUGUGUAGUAGGCUUGCGAUUCUCAGACUCUUUCUCGAGCUAUCAACUAUCAGAGAAGGCAAAAAAAAAACAAUGGGGAAAGGACCAGGUCUCUACACCGACAUCGGCAAAAAAGCCAGAGAUCUGCUGUACAAGGACCACAACAGCGACCAGAAAUUGAGUAUCACCACCUACUCUCCUGCCGGUGUUUCCAUCACAUCGACUGGAACUAAGAAAGGUGAAUCACUAUUGGGAGAUGUAUCUUUUCAACUCAAGCAAAAAAACAUCACCACCGAUUUCAGAGUUUCCACUGACAAUACCGCUUUGAUCACUGCUACCGUUGAUGAGGCUGCCCCUGGAUUGAAGUCCAUCUUCAGCUUCAGGGCCCCUGACCAGAACUCCGGCAAGAUUGAGCUUCAGUAUUUGCAUGACUACGCUGGUAUCAGCACCAGCAUGGGAUUGACUCAGAAUCCCACUGUCAACUUCUCCGGUGUUAUUGGCAACAAUGUGUUGGCUCUUGGUACUGACGUCUCCUUCGACACCAAAUCAUCCAAUUUCACCAAGAUCAAUGCUGGCCUCAACUUCACCAAGGAUGAUUUAAUUGCUUCCCUUACCCUGAAUGACAAAGGAGAUUCAAUCAACGCCUCAUACUACCACAUUGUUAACCCGCUUUUCAACACUGCUGUUGGAGCUGAAGUGAACCACAAGUUCUCUACCAAAAUCAACACCAUAACCGUGGGAACACAGCACUCGCUUGACCCCUUGACCAUGGUGAAAGCACGUGUGAACAGUGCGGGGAUUGCUAAUGCACUCAUUCAACACGAGUGGUCUCCCAGGUCCUUCUUCACUAUCUCUGGAGAAGUUGACACUAAGGCCAUCGACAAGAGUGCUAAGGUUGGAUUGGCUCUCUCUCUCAAGCCUUGAUAAAGAGCCAAGAAUCCUUUUUCCCAUUUUUCUUGUUGGAUUUGUUAGAAGAGAGUAAUAAAAAAGAUGGUUUGUCUUUGGUGAUAAGAUGAAACACUAGAGAUCCUUUUUCUUUGCUUGCCACUGUGUUGCCAUCUACUCGACUUUGUUUUCGGAAUUGAUUUUUUGGGUCCGUAAACUUAAAUGAAAUGAGGUUUAUCAC
Eruca vesicaria subsp. sativa (arugula) is the source of this 1114-nucleotide messenger RNA. The record is from the annotation of a GenBank genome assembly. NCBI's taxonomy places the organism in Eukaryota, Viridiplantae, Streptophyta, Magnoliopsida, Brassicales, Brassicaceae.